AUGGCUUCGGAGGUGCGCGCAUGGCUUCUCCUCCUCCUCGUCCUCCUAACCGAGGGUGCUAGCUUGGUGCCGGCAGCAGAGGCAGCGCCGGCGCCGCCGCUCAACGUCAACUAUGUGAAGGACUGGGGGCGCCUGGUCGGCCACGGGACUGAGGUUGAUCUCAUCUUGGAUCAGAGCAGCGCGGCUCGUGGUGGUGGGUUCAAGUCCAAGGCCACGUACGGGUCAGGGUUCUUCCACUCGAGGAUGAAGCUGCCGUCCGGCUACACGGCCGGCGUCGUCACAACCUUCUAUGUGAGAUCGAAACUAAUCUUGGAUCAGGGUUCUUGUUGUAGCUUAUUUCGCAGCCAGAAGACGGCACCCGUGACGAGGUGGACUUCGAGUUCCUGGGCGACAAGGCCGGCGUGCCCAUCCACCCUCCAAACCAACUUCUUCGUCAACGGCCACGGCCAGAGGGAGCAGCGGCUGCACCUCUGGUUCGACCCUUCCGCGGACUUCCAUGACUACAAGAUCCUCUGGAACCCCUACCUGCUCGUGAUGUUCGUCGACGAGACGCCGAUCCGGGUGAUGCGCAACCUGAGGAGCACGGUGCCGGGGUACGAGUUCCCAACGAAGCCGAUGCUGAUCCGCGUGAGCAUCUGGGACGGCUCCUCCUGGGCCACGGACGGCGGGCGAACCAAGGUCGACUGGUCCAAGGCACCGUUCACGGCUGGGUACCAGGGGUUCGACGUCAACGGCUGCGCCACCGGCAGCGGGACGCCGUGUGACUCACCGGGCCUGUGGUGGAACGGUGGCGGAUACCGGGACCUCACCCCGAAGCAGCGAGCGGCCUACGAGGGCGUCAAGAAGAGGUACAUGAUCUCCGACUACUGCGCCAACAAGAAAGGCCGCAAGAUCGAGUGCAGCUAUGCUUGA
Messenger RNA from Miscanthus lutarioriparius, 912 nucleotides. NCBI's taxonomy places the organism in Eukaryota, Viridiplantae, Streptophyta, Magnoliopsida, Poales, Poaceae. The record is from the annotation of a GenBank genome assembly.